Molecule: messenger RNA, 174 nt
Organism: Anthostomella pinea
Lineage: Eukaryota; Fungi; Ascomycota; Sordariomycetes; Xylariales; Xylariaceae
Source: the annotation of a GenBank genome assembly
AUGCCUUUCACCGCCAGCGACAUCUGCAAGAUCAUCCUUGCCGUCAUCCUCCCGCCCGUCGGUGUCUUCCUGGAGCGCGGCUGCAACGCCGACUUCUGCAUCAACAUCCUGCUCACCAUCCUGGGUUACAUCCCGGGUAUCAUCCACGCGCUGUACAUUAUUCUCAAGUAUUAG